Saccharomycopsis crataegensis is the source of this 657-nucleotide messenger RNA. It is a transcript of the gene MRP8, whose product is annotated as Mrp8p. The record is from RefSeq and is a predicted model, not a curated record. NCBI's taxonomy places the organism in Eukaryota, Fungi, Ascomycota, Saccharomycetes, Ascoideales, Saccharomycopsidaceae. The transcript has a single exon. The coding region runs from base 1 to 657 and encodes 218 amino acids.
AUGUCCAAGAACCAACAAGAACUCACUAUUAAGGAUUUGGUGGCCCAGGUAGAGUCCCUAACCGCCAAGGUUAAAAAGCAAUCGCAGGUGAUCACCCAGACUGGUCAGCAGGUGUUGGAAAUCCAAUUGGCAGCGCAAAAACAGAAGAUUCAGGACAUUCCUGAUCCACAAGCGAUACUCAAUGGCGGUGCUGGAAAUUUGAAGCAGGUAGAAGCAAUUGAAGAGGCCGACUAUGCUACAAAUGAGGACAUUUUUCAAUUGGUUGGGGAACUUCAGGGUCAAUUAGAUUUUCUCGAAGAAAGAUCCAUUCGCCGAGGAAUCAACUUGACAAAGACCAAUGCUAACGAUUUAUUGGCACCAUUGCCUGAUUCUGACGGUGCUGAACCAGAAAACUUCCCAAAGACUUUGGCAGAAUUCAAGGAGCUCAAUGAUAAAAAAAUUGUGGAAUUGUGUGGGUUCUAUCAGAUACUUCCGCCAAGCGACGAGCAGAAACAGCAAUUUGAGGACUUUCUUGCCGAUAAGGUGAAAGAAUUGAAUAUUGAAGAACAGGGUUACGAAGAUUUUGGAAGAUUCGGCAAAGAGGAAAUAAUCAAUUUGUUCAAUUCCCUAGCACGAUAUGUUGGGGUUCUGUGUCGUAAAGGCGAUAAUCAGUGGUAA